GACUCCAUUGUCAAAGGAAAAGAACCAGCAACAAUGGUCUCUACACAAUUUGCAUACCGUACGGUCAAGGAAAUCGGUUUGACCGAGGCUCAGCCUACUUAUGCCCCCGUGAGUGGCUUCGAGAAGCCUACUGGCAACUUGCGAGUAGGUGUCUACAGUCCUGACGGUUCAUACUUCGCUUGGGCUUCCCCGGAGAAUGUUUCGGUAGUCAAGGCUGAGGAUGGUGCCAAGAUUGCUACCUUGGAUGUUCCAAAUGUGUUCGAAAUUGCGUUUUCGCCGAAGGGAACAUAUGUGCAGACUUGGCAAAGACCGUCGAAGGCCGAGGACGGUAAUGCUACAAAGAAUUUGCAAAUCUGGGAUGUGAAGAGCGGAACCCUGAAUUACGAGUUUGUGCAGAAGAACCAGACUGGAUGGAACUGCCAAUUUACGUUCGAUGAGAAGUACUGCGCCAGGUUGGUCACCAAUGAGGUUCAGAUUUUCGAGAGUGCAAAUAUGUCCAAGGGUGUAUGGAACAAGCUGAGAGUUGAGGGUAUCUCAGCAUUUGCCCUGUCACCAGGACAGAACUACGCACUCGCUUCAUUUCUUCCCGAGAGGAAGGGACAGCCUGCACGAGUGUGUGUAUACAACGUCCCCAGUUUCAUCCAGCCUGCUGCUCAGAAGACCUUCUUCAAGGCCGACAGCGUUAAGAUGACCUGGAACAAGCUCGGUACCAGUCUUUUGGUGCUCACUCAGACCGAGGUCGACAAGACCAACAAGAACUACUACGGAGAGACCAACCUUUACCUUCUCUCUAUUGCGGGAAACUUCGACUCAAGAGUGGUUCUCGACAAGGAGGGACCCAUUCACGACGUUACCUGGUCUCCUAACUCCAAGGAGUUCGGUGUCGUAUAUGGUUACAUGCCUGCUAAGACGACCGUUUUCAACCACCGCGCCAACGCCGUCAUUUCUCUCCCUCUCGCUCCCCGCAACACCAUCAUCUUCUCUCCUCAUGCGCGAUUUAUGAUUCUCGCUGGUUUCGGUAAUUUGCAGGGAACUAUGGAUAUCUACGACACCUUCCAGAACUACAAGAAGUUGUCAACAAUUGAGGCCAGCAAUGCAUCUGUGUGUGAGUGGAGUCCUGAUGGUCGUAUGAUCUUGACCGCCACCACCUCUCCUCGUCUCCGAGUAGACAACGGUGUUAAGCUCUGGCAUUACUCCGGACCUUUAAUCUACCAGGAGGAGAUGACUGAGCUGUACGCCGUUCACUGGCGCCCUCAGCCUGCUGAGUUGUACCCUCUCCGCACUGCUCUCUCCCCCGCUCCUGAGGUGCAUUCCUCGGUUGCUUCUGCUGCUACUCUGGCUGCUCCUCAAAGGCCUGCCGGUGCUUACCGUCCUCCUCAUCUCCGUGGUACUAGCACUCCUACGCACUUCAAGCGUGAGGACGAGGGUGGUGCACGACACGUUAUGGGCGAGGACCGUGCGCUUAAUGGUGCCACCAACGGACAGAGGCUUGUUCCCGGUGCUCACCGUACCGUUCCUGGUGCUGCUCCCGCUGCUGCUGCUCAGGAGCAGCUCUCGAAGAACGCGCUCAAGAACAAGAAGAAGCGUGAGGCUGCGAAGAAGGCUAAGGAGGAGGAGCAGCCUGAAGAAGUUGCCGUCCCUGAACCUGCUCCUGCUGCUGAUGAUGCGCCUGCGGCUGGUGCCGAGGACAAGAAGACCCGAGCUUUGUUGAAGAAGUUGAGGGCUAUCGAGGAGUUGAAGGUUCGUGUUGGAAAGGGUGAGAAGUUGGAGGAUACCCAGAUUAAGAAGAUCGCCACUGAAGAUCAGAUCCGGAAGGAGUUGGCUGCUCUCGGCUGGGACGAUUAG
Messenger RNA from Saitoella complicata NRRL Y-17804, 1845 nucleotides. RefSeq names its product translation initiation factor eIF-2A. Gene Ontology annotation, cellular component: cytosolic small ribosomal subunit. The transcript has 2 exons. Gene Ontology annotation, molecular function: translation initiation factor activity; ribosome binding; mRNA binding. The record is from RefSeq and is a predicted model, not a curated record. Gene Ontology annotation, biological process: translational initiation. The coding region runs from base 34 to 1845 and encodes 603 amino acids. NCBI's taxonomy places the organism in Eukaryota, Fungi, Ascomycota, Saitoellomycetes, Saitoellales, Saitoellaceae.